CAAUAGGGCAAGAAAGUCUCGUUUGUGCGUCACUUCCGGUUUGGCUGCUGGAGAUAAACAUUACGAACAUGUGCUUUCGGUUCAAUAUUGCCGGUUUCACCUCGUGAAAAAUGCUUUGUUUUGUGGCGAGCUGUAACCACCAAAGCUUGCGGGAAACUUGCAGCUUCUUCAGGUUCCCAAAGAAAUCAAUAAAGAUAUGGGAAAAACUUUGCAGGAGACAAGAUAGGACAGUAACUGCAGCUGACAGAUCUCGAAUAUGCAGCUGUCAUUUCAAAGAUGGAAAAAAAGAAAAUGGACCAACUAUCUUCCCUUGGAAUCAAGGACAGUAUUUUGACUUUGGAGACUCUAAUGCUAUUUCAAGACAAUGCAAACAGAGCCCAUCUGUAAACCAGGGAGAAGAAAAUGCGGUUAUGGUGGAAGAGACAGAAGCUGCACAACCAAUUCAAUCAUUUAGUGAGGGUUUUGACCAUGACCAGCAUCUACUGCGACACGGGACCGAAAUGGAACAACAAAUUGACAAGCUGACAUCAGAAAUAGCUAUUCUUAAGACUAGGAAACAACCUUUCACCAUAAGCCAGAUCAUCAAUGAUGAAAAGAAGAUGCUGAUGUACACCUCCUUGAAAGUAGACAUGUUUAGAGUAGUGGACUCAACUAUUCAGAGAUUUCCAUUAACAUAA
Messenger RNA from Saccostrea cuccullata (small rock oyster), 677 nucleotides. RefSeq lists its product as uncharacterized. The record is from RefSeq and is a predicted model, not a curated record. The coding region runs from base 111 to 677 and encodes 188 amino acids. NCBI's taxonomy places the organism in Eukaryota, Metazoa, Mollusca, Bivalvia, Ostreida, Ostreidae. The transcript has 5 exons.